GGAACACUGAUUGUGUUCCCAACCUUCAGACUGCUUCAGACAGUUUGAUAAUUUGUGACAGCUGCAAGCAAAAUUUAUGUGUAAUCAAUUUAUAUAGGUUAUUUUUUCAUUUUGACAGAAGACUUCGCAACUUGUUUUUUUAUGGUGAAGGAAGAAAUCAGUGGAUGUCUUCAAUAUCGUUUAUUUACACUUGUAAAAUUCCGAAAUAAUGAGAUAAAAUCAACUUUGCAUACCGAUUAGGUAUUUCAAUUGAGAUGGGUGAAAAAUCGAAGCUUCUUGAUGGCGAAACAAAUUUUACUGAAAGAUAUGAUGGUGCUGAUUUUAUUGCAAAACAAGAUGUUCAAUUAAGUAAAGGAAGAAAAAUGGAGGAUGGUGCUUUGCAAGUUCAAAAUAAUUAUCAUGCAAGUAACAUGUUCAGAAGUAAAAGUGACUCAGCGUUAUCAAGGAAAAACAGUGGAAAAUUAGUGAAAGAUAAGAUUAUCUUAUUGAAUAGUUUUGGUGCUGACAAGUUUAUUCACGUUCCUGAUACAAAACUUCAAACAUGCCAGUUAUCUAGUAGUGAAAGCUGCCUUUCAUAUGAUGAUAAAAUUACAAAUGAUGUACAUACGUAUAAAAAUAUGACACCAUGUAUCGAUGAAAAAGAGACACUAUUUAAUCAGUCGAGCAAAAUGAAAAUUCCUUUAUCAAGUUUACAGUGUUCCAUAAACAAAGAAAUGAUUAAAACAUGCCAAAAUAAUCUGCCAGAAGAUAAACACGAUAACAUUAAUUUUAAAGAACAGAUUGGAGAAAAUAGUCUACCAAAAGUGGAACAAUCUUAUCAAGAAAUAAUGAAUUCACAAUUACAGAUAAAUGAUAAAACUUUGAUUGAGAAAAAACAAGAUGAGGAAGAUUUAUCUAAAAAGCAUGGAACAAAUUCAACUCUGACAUUAAAUACUCAGAUGCGAAAUAAUUUAAUAUCUCGACCGUCACUAGCUGAUGAUAGUAAACUUGUAAAAAUGUCUUUUCUAGCGAAUCCGAUAAAUAUAAUGCAGUCAAAUGUUCAGCUUUUAAACAAAAGUCGUAAUUUUUUAAAUUUUAUCACGGAAAAGUCGACAAAUAUUAUGGAGAAAGCAUUACUACCACAGCAUUUAGCAAUGAAAUAUAAUCAUAUAUCAAAAUCUAUCGAAGCUGAUGCCAUGAGAUUUUACACUAAUAAAGAAUCUUCCUCGAGAGAUGUAAUAUCUAGCUCAGAUUUAACAAAUCCGAACAAUAUUCUGAAUGUAACGAGUUGCACUGCGAAACAAAGGCAUGACAGCGGUGAAAAUAAGUCGGAUAGUGUAGUAAAUAGUGAAAAUGAAAUAAGCCCAUCUGUACAUCUAAAAGACGGUAAAAUGUGCGAAGAUUUUAAGAAGUGUGAGGAACAAUUGUUACAUAGUAACAUUUUUGAAAAUGAAAUAGAGAAGACUGAUGAGAAGUAUAUUUUUCAAAAGAAUGACGUAGAUAGAUUAAAUUACGAUAUUAUCAAUGAAGAAGAAAAUAAAACUCAAAGUGAUUUUCUGCGAACGGAAAAGUUGCACAAUGACACGUGUAAAGAAGAUUCAUCUGACACUUUGAUAGAUUCAAAUAUUUUAAAAUCUAACUCAUUAGAACAUCCCUUAUAUCUUGCGCUAUUGGAGGAUUAUACCAAUUUAAAAUUCAAGAAUUCGAACUUAUUAGAGAAAAUAGAAUAUUUAGAGAACUCAAGUCAGUCGGGCAAAUUAUUUCAAGAAACUCAAACAAAUACAGAUGCAUUUGCCUUACAAGUGAAGAACUUAGAAAAAACUAUAAGUAAAUUAACAGCUGAUUUGAACGCGUCACUAGACACACAAGAAGCUUUAAAGCAGGAAUGUAGCACAGUUAACAAAGAGAAGGAAAACAUGGUUAUGAAAUAUGUAAUUAGCGAAAAACAGUUGAUUGAUAUGCAAAGGUCGAGAGAUUGCGCGGAACGUAAAGUCAAGGAAGUUCUAAAGGAUCAAGAAUUGUUACAAAACAAAUUGCGCCAAUCGCAAGGUGAACGUACAAGAAUAUGUAACAUCCUGGAUGGAAAAUGCCGUGAAAUAGUUGAUCUACAAAAGGAAACGGAGAGAUUAAAAGAGGAUAUCAAAUUGAAAGAAAUCAAACUAAAGUGGUCGGAAACUAAAAUUAAAUCUGAAAAGGAAUUGCAAAAGGACACUCAGCAGGAAUUAAAUAAAGCUAAUAUGGAAAAAAAUAAUAUGAAAGAAGAAUGCGAACAUAUACGCCGUGAAACGCAAGAAUCAAUUCGCAAAUUUCAGCAAUCCGAAGAGAACAGAGCUGUAACAUUAGAUCAACAGCUAAAAGAGCAUCAGGCACGUUUGAUCUUAGAAAGACAUGUUACAAAAGAUAAAGAAACAUUAAGGCUUCAGUUGCAAAAAGAAUUAGAAACGCUGAAAUCUAAACAACAAAACUUAACCGAAGAAAACAAGAAACUUAAUCUGAUGGUUCAAGAGUUUGAGAAAGCUCGAUUGAACAAUGAAAGUAAUUUAAGUAAUUUACAAACUAUUGCGAAUCAGCGUCAGGAACAAAUCACUGAAUUAUUAAACAAGGUUUCGCAGUUAGAAACAUUACAACUCCAAUUGCAACACAAAGAGGAGCACAUAACAUCGGUCGAAGCUCAAAUAUUGCAAUUACGAUCGGCUAACGAAGAAUUACGAUCCGACAUGCAAGCAUGUCGUCAGAAGGAAGCGGAUAUGUUGGAUUUUACGCAAAAGCUAACGGAUAAAAACGUACGUCUUCAAUCCGAAUUUACUGCAAUUCAAACGAAAGCGAAUCAUCUUGAAUCUCAAUACGGCCCGCUACGUGAAUGUAUUAAUGAAUUAACUAGUAAAGUGAAAAGCUUGGAAGAGAACUUGACGCAAGAACGAAAGAAGAGAAGAGAGGAGUGUGAGAUUUUAGCUAAACAUGUCGCUGAACAAACUCAACUUGCGCAGAAUUUGUCUCAAAAAUUAGAGGAUAGUCAGGGUGAAAAUGCAGUACUAAAGAGAAAGCACCAAAUUUCUAUAAAGGAAAUGACACGAGAGUUGCAACAGUGUCGUAGAAAAUUAGAAAUGUACGAAGCGGCAUCUCCUAGUAAUUCACUGGAUAUUACGUCCAGAACUGGAUCUAAUACUUCUUUAAAUGCAGGCGAUACGCUGAAUGGUGCCUUAUCGGAUAACAACGCUAACGACGAUCAUAUUCACUCUUUAGAACCUAGUAAACAAGUGCUAAUGGAUCGCAUUAUAAAAUUGCAAAAGAUAAAUGUAAAAAGGGCUGAAAAAUUAGAUUUUUUAGACGAACAUACACAAACAUUGGUUGAAGAGCUACAGAAGAAAACAAAAAUAAUACAAAACUAUAUUCUAAAUCAAAACUUUGGGGCCCUAACGUGUAACGAGCGAGAUAGACAUAAGCAUAUCAAAAGCAGAAGGGAUACAGCGGAAUUGGCACGGCACGGAGGCAUAAUGGCAUCUGUUUAUAAUCAUCGGGUUUCGGAUGAGAAUAUGACUCUAGAACUUUCUUUAGAAAUAAACCAAAAGUUACAAGCGGUUCUUGAAGACGCGUUAUUGAAAAACAUCACUCUAAAGGACAAUAUCGAUACAUUAGGUAAUGAAAUAGCAAAAUUAACAAUGCAACAUCAGCAAAACAAAUUGAAAACUAGUGAUUAGUUGUUAUAUAUGUAAGUACAUAUAUAUAUACACAUAAGUAUUAUAUAUUAUACACUGGUGCAAAUGUUAGCAGUAUUCCAUUUAUUGUUAUUUUAACCUAAGUUUAUAGCGGACAAGAUUUUUUUAUUUGUUGUCGUUAUAUAGUUCGGUAAUGUAUACACACAAUAUGUAAAUAUUACUUCGUCUAUUCUUCUUAGAUUUAAUGUUUCAUGUAUUCGGGAUUUGUAACAUAAGAAUACAAAAAUAAUAUAUCGAUGAAUAAAUCUGUAUUAUAUUC
This is a messenger RNA of Linepithema humile (Argentine ant), 3954 nucleotides long. RefSeq names its product coiled-coil domain-containing protein 186 (gene Golgin104). NCBI's taxonomy places the organism in Eukaryota, Metazoa, Arthropoda, Insecta, Hymenoptera, Formicidae. The record is from RefSeq and is a predicted model, not a curated record. Gene Ontology annotation, molecular function: small GTPase binding. Gene Ontology annotation, biological process: vesicle cytoskeletal trafficking. Gene Ontology annotation, cellular component: trans-Golgi network.